AUGGGGGUGGCUGCUGACGGGAUCGCCCAAGAGGGGGCAACGGCGGGGACUUCUCUGGACCCCGGACGCGGGCUCUCCCUGCCGCGGGGGAGCGGGACCCCUGCGGAGUCUCAGGACAAGCUCUUCCUAAUCAAAGGUGGAAUUUUUCUAGGCACUGUUGCUACAGCAGGAAUGAUAGCAGGUUUUGGCACCACACUUGCCAUGACCAAAAAGAAGAACCCAGACUGGUUCAGUAAGGGAAUUACUGCCACAGCUGCAUUACCAGAGAGUGGUUCGUCACUGGCCCUACGAGCCCUAGGAUGGGGCUCACUCUACGCAUGGUGUGGAGUUGGAUUGCUCAGUUUUGCCAUCUGGAAGGCUCUGGGUGUGCACAGUAUGAAAGAAUUCCAAAUGAAAAUGCAGUCAUUAUUUCCAUCAAUUCCUAAAAAUAAUGAGUCCACUGUUGAAUGGGAAGACUUACUUAAAUCCAAGUGAAAGACUCAGAGCCAUUUGGAGAAGUCUCAGCAAGAACAGGAGCAGAAGUGCAAAUGUCCCACCAGAAAAACAGAAGAAAACUCAGACUGAUCAGGUUACUGACUGCAUUCACUGAACCUGAGGAUGACAGUUAACAUCUAUCAGCAAGGGAAUUCAAACCAAAACAAAGCAAAAUAAUUUAUAUUUUACUUUAAAGCAUGUUUGGAAUAGUUGAUUUGUGAGAAGUGAGCCCUCUGAGAUGAAGUUGGAUCCAGCUUGAAAAAAGACACUCUUAUGAAGACUUAAAGAAGAAACUGAUUUUCAGUAGUAAAUAUAAGGACAAACCCCCAGUAAACUCUCAUCCCAUCCUGUGUUUUAAGAGGAAUCUUAGGAAAUGUCUCUGGGAAACAAAGAAAUGGGACUUUCAGUGAUGUUCACGUGUUCCAUUAGCGAUUGAGUCAAUUACAAAAGAUCUGUUACUGAGCCUGAAGGUAAAGCAUACAGUGCACCCUUCUGAAAAUAAAGGAGAUAUUUAAAUUUGCAGCAAAGUAUCUAAACCUAACUAUUUUUGUAUAUGUGAAGGGCAAGUUUAAAACAUACAGUGUGCAAGUACUGACCUGCUGAGCUCCUCUUUAGUGCAUCAGAAGAGAUCCUUAAAAAGUGUGCUGUUUCUCAGUGUUAGCUUUUUUUAUUGGGUCCUACAACAGUGACUCUGACAGUUUUCAUAGAAGUCUCUACUAUAUUUGUAUAACAAUGUAAGUUGUAAAUUAAAAGAGUAUAAAACAGUGAGAGACCCAGUCUGUCUUACACAGAUAUUUUCAGCUAAGAAAGUAUAUGUGCAGGGCUAGGGUUUUUUAUACUUUUUACAUUUCAAUGAUUCCAGUGGGUCUUCUACCAGAAGAAGCAAUGUGACAUUUUACACGUUGCAGUAAUCUCAGGAUGUGUGGGUGUAAACUAGGAAGAAUAAUGACUUAUUCCACCAUUGUAUUUGCAGAGCUGUAGACCUGUAAAAAUGCAGAAAUUUAAAAAAAAAUCAUAUCAGUGAACAAUCCUUUGUUGAAUGCUCAAUUUUCAGAGUUUUUUAUUAAUUGCACACAGUCCAAUUAGUCAGUUGUCAGAUUUAAUAAAGUCCUCUUAAAACCUGUCUUUUGUGAUUAAGUCUUUAUAUUCCUAGGAAAGAACGUGAAAAAAAAAAAAAAAGCUUUAAAUGUCAGCCGAAUAAUAGAGAAGUAUGGUUUUCUCAUGAAACAUGACAGUGCUAAAAUAGUAUCUUUAAGGCAAUUGAAGUGUAACAGUUGACACCUUUUCCAUAGCUUGAUGCUUGUAAUCCAGUGUUAAAUAAAUUGUGGUGAAUACUGCCAUCAUAUGCGCAUGAAAAAUGGUAGUAUUUUCGUAUUUCUCUUAGUUCGUGUGCAU
Indicator indicator is the source of this 1869-nucleotide messenger RNA. RefSeq names its product transmembrane protein 242 (gene TMEM242). The record is from RefSeq and is a predicted model, not a curated record. The transcript has 4 exons. The coding region runs from base 1 to 474 and encodes 157 amino acids. Lineage: Eukaryota; Metazoa; Chordata; Aves; Piciformes; Indicatoridae.